AUGACAUUGCCUUUAUCAAAUGUUGCUUGUGUAUGGGUUGCUAAUAGAAUAUUUGGCACAGUAAUGAUUGAUUUAUUAGUUGAACAACCUCAAAAUGAAUGGAGUAAAAUUAUUUGUAUUUCUCGACGACCAACACAAUUAGAUGUUGAAGAUAAUCGAGUAUAUUUUAUUUCUAUUGAUAUUCUUCAAGCUAGUUUUUGUGGUGUUGAUAAAGGUGGUGAAUAUCUGACAUCUCGUCCUUAUGUUGAAGAUGCUCCUCGUCAUAAAGGUUCGAAUUUUUAUUAUGCACAAGAAGAUCUUCUUAAAGAAUAUGCUGAAAAAAACGGUUGGAAAUACAUUAUCACACGACCGAAUGUUAUUAUUGGUGUAUCAUACGGAAAUUUUAUGAAUUUUGCUGUUAGUCUUGCACUUUACGCUUGUAUUCAAAAAGAAAAAGGUCAAUCAUUAUUUUUUCUUUGUAAUAAAAUUGCUUGGAAUUCAAUGAUGGAUCAUUCCAAUGCAUUAAAGAAUGCACGUUUUCAAUUAUGGUCAUCAACAAAUGAUAAAAUUCAAAAUGAAAUAUUUAAUAUACAUAAUGGUGAUGAAGUCAAAUUUCGAACAGUAUGA
Messenger RNA from Rotaria sp. Silwood2, 606 nucleotides. NCBI's taxonomy places the organism in Eukaryota, Metazoa, Rotifera, Eurotatoria, Philodinida, Philodinidae. The record is from the annotation of a GenBank genome assembly.